Molecule: messenger RNA, 1227 nt
Organism: Penicillium brevicompactum
Lineage: Eukaryota; Fungi; Ascomycota; Eurotiomycetes; Eurotiales; Aspergillaceae
Product: GATA transcription factor LreB
Exons: 2
Coding region: 1-1227 (408 amino acids)
Biological process (GO): regulation of DNA-templated transcription
Molecular function (GO): zinc ion binding; sequence-specific DNA binding; protein binding
Source: RefSeq, a predicted model, not a curated record
AUGGCUCUAAGCCGCCCGCAGGCGUAUGAGGGCAUGUCCCUCCCCGUCUCGCAGAUGAGAUCGGGUCCCAACGAGGGGCAUCCGAUAUACGCAAUGGACCAGCAGCACCUUGCUGGAUCCUUCGGUGGGAACUAUGGUAUGCAAGGUACCCAACAUGGUGAAUACCAAAGCUUGCCCACCGACUCUGGCUGGACGGAGCGUGUUCUCGAUGAAAUGAAGGACAUGCUCGUCCUGCUCACCCCCAGGAACCUCACGGGCCGCGGCGCAAAGCAAUUAGAGGGAACCCUUCUGGCGCAACAUGUUCACGAGGACGACCAGGCGAUCCUUCAAAAGGACUUGGAUGAGUCGGUCGCCACGAACCAAUCCUUCCGGACUCACUUGCGAUUUCAAAAAACGAACGGUACAUACUGCCUUAUGGAGGCCUAUGGACAUCCCCACCUCGCGAACCAGAACGAACGUCAGAGCGGGCGAAGCAUGGGCAAAGAUCUCUGUACUGGCUUUUUCCUGAUAUGCCGACCGUAUCCCAACAAGAUCUCCCAGCUUCUCGACUCUUUCCUAGAGCACAAGAUUGAAAACGCACGUCUGAUACAGCAGAUUGCUAAAUUAAAGCAAGAAGAAGACGAGGGAGCAACCGCAGCUCGAGCACCCUAUCAAAGAUACGACGAGCCCUCCGGUCCUCAGCUCGGGUCUGGGUCUUCGCAAUCCGCCCCAUCAGGGGCAGGAUCCAGUGACCAAGAGUCACAUUCCCCUGACACACUUGGGCCGAACUCCGAUGAAUCAGACACGAAUCAAUCUGCGGAAUUCUACCCAGAGCCGCCCGCCGAGACAUACACGCACAUCGACGGCAUUGAAGUGAUGACAGGUCUCUACUACGGAGAUGGCGAGAGAUCGCAAGGACUCAGUACAGGCGGAAACCGCGGACGAUUGGUGCAUUGUGACAUUGACAUCACGACGGCAGCAGACCAGGAGCGCAAUGCGCAAGAGGGCGACCGACGCAAGCGCCUCAAGGGCCAACAUGUCUGUGGCGACUGUGGAACGGCAGAUUCUCCGGAAUGGAGAAAGGGCCCGAAUGGGCCUAAGACUCUGUGCAAUGCAUGUGGCUGUGAGUCUUCCGUUAUCCCCGCUCCAAUCCUUGCGGGUCUUCAUACCUGUCAACUCUUGGCACUAACUUUGGCUUCUCUAGUGCGUUGGUCUAAGAAGGAAAAGAAACGACAGGAGUCGGCUUGA